Messenger RNA from Cercopithifilaria johnstoni, 2241 nucleotides. The record is from the annotation of a GenBank genome assembly. NCBI's taxonomy places the organism in Eukaryota, Metazoa, Nematoda, Chromadorea, Rhabditida, Onchocercidae.
AUGUCAGUAUUACCGCCAGAAUUGGAUUUGUGUGAAGAUGCACGAUCCAGGUUUACGCAUACCAAGGCACUAUUCGAACAGUUGGAGCGAGGUGAACAAUCACCUUACUACUUUUCGUCCCGGACAUUUCGGCCACCUCCUCCACCCUUACCACCAAAACCAAACGUGCAAUGUCCAACGUCGCCGUUAUCACAGGUAACGCGUAACUUUUCCGAAUUAGUAUCUGAUUUGGAUCGAUUAUCUUCAACACGUUCUACUCUCGCUACACAAAUUAACGGGGUCGACUCUUUGAGUUCCCCAAUGUCUGCAUUGGAUUCAGUCCCCACCAAAAAGAUUAAUUAUGAACCAUAUUGGCGUGACCCUUCAUUCUAUAAACGACGAUUUGGUGGCUUGGAGAGUUUAUCCAUGAAUGGGGCAUGUGAUAGUGACAUUGAAAAUGCUGAUACAAUUAGUGGAAUAGCGCAAGAUGAAACUGAUAAGGAACCGCCAGUGAAGCACACUACAUAUGCUUUGGUGAAAAGUCGUAAACCGGGGAAUGAUGAUGAUAAUCAGCUGCAAGAAGAUAUCGCUGAAAUCGGGAAUGCAACCAGCUUUAAUGUGCUUUUGGAAGAAUGUUCGUCUGGAGCGAGGAAUGAUUCAAAUGGCGAUUUACCGGACGUUGCGGAGGUGAUACGAGGACUUUCACCUGAAUUCGAUGUUGUAGGACGAAAAGUCUCUUUCAGUACUGCUCCGAUUAAGGUUUUCUCAACUCAUAGUAUCAUGGACUAUGACCGUCGGAACGACGAGAUUGAUCCGGUAGCUUCAUGCGCUGAGUACGAACUCGAACGACGUCUUGAUAAAAUGCAAAUAUUCGAUGUGCAUCUGAAAAAAGGCGCUGAAGGACUAGGAGUGUCUAUUAUCGGCAUGGGAGUGGGUGCUGAUUCUGGUCUCGAAAAAUUGGGAAUAUUCGUAAAGAGUAUAACACCUGGUGGAGCAGUUCAUCGUAAUGGCCAAAUUCGGGUUUGCGAUCAGAUUGUAAGUGUUGACGGAGUCAGUCUGGUAGGUGUAAGCCAGAUCUUCGCUGCCGAAACUCUACGAGCUACCGGAAGUGAGGUAGUUUUUACAAUAGGUCGGGAGGAGAAUUUGGAGGAGAGUGAAGUUGCACAGCUCAUUAGGCAAUCAUUAGAGGCAGAUCGAUUCCGAGAAGCGGAAGAGUUGGAAGAGGAUGAGGCCGAUAGCGAUGACAGCGAGGAACCGACAAUGUUAAAGGAAGAACGAAAAAUUAGGAAACGCAUAGAUGAUCUUGAAGUGGAGCUUAAUGAAUCGCAGAAAAAAGCCGAUCAGAUGAAGGAGAUCCUGGAAAGUUCGAGGGCUCAUUAUGCCAUGCUUGAAAGUAAAUAUGAGCAAGCAAAUCAGCUUUUACGAAGUUACCAGGAAAGAGAAAAAGAACUGUUAGAACGCGAAGAAGCGCACGUGGAUCAGCUGCGCCAGAAGGAUGCCCAUUAUAGUGCCCUAGUAAGCCAGCUGAAGGAACGCAUUGAAGAACUAGAAAGAAGACUGGAUGAGAUGGCACAGAGACGUACAACUGUUAUGGAAAGUGAACUAUCGGAGCUGAAAGAGCAGUUAGCCGCUCGAGAUGUCAGUCCCGCUUUGGCCUAUAAACCUACAUGCCCAAUGGAUCAUGAUUCUACAAAAUCUUCCAAAAUCCUUGCUAUUAAGACGGCCAGUUUGCCGGGUAAGUCAGCAUCAACAUCAGCAUACCGUCGUGUUGCUGGUACAGAGAGUGCCUGUGAAAGUGCUGCUGAUGACGCAUCUGAUGAACAGAAAUCAUCGCUUGACAGCCCAAUACCGCGUAUCUCGGAACCAGCUAGUCCAGCUGUGCUUCACAAAUUCGCUCACCGCAGAAUAUUAUUCCCGUUAAGAAGACGUUAUAUCACAAUUUCAGCAGAGCAUGAAUUCUGGCGCGAUACGUUUCAGUCCAUUCAGGGGCUCCAGGUACUACACUGGACAUGCGAUGAUGUAUGUCAGCUGCUGAUCCAAAUGGGUUUGGACAAGUACAUUCCUGAAUUUACCGUUAAUCAAAUCAAUGGUACCAAGUUUCUAGACUUGAAUGGGAACAAAUUGAAGGCGAUGGGUAUUCAGAAUCAUUCCGAUCGUGCUGUAAUCAAGAAAAAGAUCAAAGCUAUCAAAUCGAAAAUUGAACGUGAGCGGAAGCAGCUAGAGAAGGAAAGUAGGUUAAGGACAGUUGCGCCAGUACAUUGA